Molecule: messenger RNA, 1613 nt
Organism: Polypterus senegalus (gray bichir)
Lineage: Eukaryota; Metazoa; Chordata; Cladistia; Polypteriformes; Polypteridae
Product: CD226 antigen-like
Exons: 13
Coding region: 63-1430 (455 amino acids)
Molecular function (GO): cell-cell adhesion mediator activity
Source: RefSeq, a predicted model, not a curated record
CGGUGAUACACCGAGAUUUCACAAUUCAAAAAUUCAAAAUAUACCGCCAAUGAAAAUUCAAAAUGCACGUCGUCCUGUUUCUAAACCUUUUUCUUGCUUGUGGAUCAGCACUAAACCCUGUAAAAACCAAUGAUACCAAAGGAAUGCUGGGGGAUGAUGUUAACCUUAAAUGUGAACUUGCAGUUCCUAGAAAUGUAUUGCAAGUUACAUGGCAGAAAAUAAUAGGAGAAUCGACUGAAAACAUAGCAACUUACAGUGAGAGAUUUGGCUGUAAAGUAACAGAGAAGUAUCAUAAUCAUGUUAUCCUGGAGAAGAUGGAUCUGAAAUAUUGUUCAAUUAUAAUUAAGAAUGUGACAAAGGAAGAUGAAGGGUGCUACAAAUGUCUCUUUAAUUCCUACCCUAAUGGAGCUGUUCAAGGAAAGACCUGUGUUUCAGUCUACGAAAUGCAUACUCCCAUUCUUGAAAUACAGUCUUUAGCGGAUUCUGACAAAGAAAAGGAAUUGGCUGUCCUUACGUGUUCUGCUACUGGCUUACCAGCUCCCACAAUUUCAUGGAAGAAUACGGAAUCUUUCAUUAUCAUUCACCAACCAUCCUUUAUUAAAAAUCUCAAUGGAACAGUAACUGUAACACAAAAUGUGACCUUAAGUCGUCUCAGGCUUUCUAACAUUAAAGAAGUAACUUGCAUAGCAGUCUAUCCAGACCUACCCAGAGCAGUGGAGAAAUCACUAUCAAGUGACUUUAUUUCUCACUGCAUGGCACAAAAACAAUAUUCAACUUCAGAAUAUAAGCAUGAAAUUUCAAGGAUAUUACUGAUAGUUUUUGGAAUAUCUGGAUUUUUACUAAUUGUUGUUGUUUGCAUAAAAAAGAAAAAUGAACUCUUUGCCAGAUUUUUAGAUCGAAAAAAAUAUUCUCAAAAUGAAAAUGCUUGUGAGACCCCAGCAAACUCCAGCCGUGAAAAUGUCAAUAUAAAUCAAUCAGGCAGUAAAAUGAACACACCUCAAAGAAGAAAAGUGUUAUCUCCUAAAAGUGACAAGCAUCUUCCAUUGCUUAAAGAAGGGCCACCAGCUGAUCUGGAUUCAGUUCAUUCACCUUCCAACGCCGUGGAGAAAACAGCUUUUCAGUGGUGCUCAGAAAAGGAGAAUAUGGUUGAAGGUGUAAAACCGAGAAGCUAUGAAAAUGUCAAUGUAAAUCGAUCAGGCAGUAAAAGGAACACACCUGGAAGAAGAAAAGUGGAAUCUCGUAAAAGUGACAACUAUGAAAAUUUUAAUAUCAACCAAUCGGGUGGCACAGUUAACACACCACGGAGAAGAAAUGUGUUAUCUCCUAAAAGUGACAAUCAUAGCUACAGUAAGAAGAAAUCAGAAUUUGAAAGCCCUAGUCCUCAGCCACUUGGGAAUUCAUCAGGAUACAAAAGGUCAAUAAACUUUUAAAACUGUCCCAAGUUAAGUGAAAGAUUUUUCAACAAAGACCACGAGACAUCUUCUUCACUGCCAAAUACCAGAAUGUGGAUUUUAUUAGUGUGAAAAGAGCUCAAUUUGAAAAGGCAGGUUCACUUCCAAAACUUGGAUUUCCCAUUUCACAAAAGCCUUUUCUUGAAGCAUCCUGUAAAGUUG